CUCGAGGCCGCCGCGCAGAUGCUCGCGCGCGAAGUGGUCGAGAACGCGGCGUGGCGGCCGGCGGACCCUGCCCGCGCGUUCGCGCCGCGCGGGGCGGGGGCGGAGGUGUGGCCGGUGGACGCGGUGCGCGCGGCGCGUGCGUUGAAGGGCGUUACUGGCGUCACGGGCGAGCUUGCGGUGCGGGAUCUGUUCGAGGGCGCGGGGGAACACGCGCCGUUGGAGCAGCCACGGAUCGCGGUGGGGAAGGGCGACGCGGUCGUGCAGAUGCUUCCGAGCGCGCUGCGGUUCUGGGACAAGCUGGGUCUCACCCCGCGCGGAGGACCGAAGGAUGUGGUCGCGUUCGUGCUGUACGAGGAGCGCGAACCUGGAAGGGAGGAACAGAUGGGACGAUGGUUGGAGAUGGUUUCCCAGCUGUACUCCGGCAAGAGCUUUGGAGCGCAUCGUCCGGGAACGCACAAGAGCUGCUCCAGGGACGGCCUGUUGCCCUUCAAGUUUGACGCCAUCCGGCGCACGCUCCCGCCGCUGGUGGGAUCGAUGAACGUGGCCGACUCCUUCGUCGUCUUCUACGUCGCGGUCCCGCCCGCCUAUCACUCACUCGACUUGCCCGUCCUCCGCCACAUCUUCUCGGCGAUGAAACGCGCCGCCCGCGCCGACGGUCGCGUGCUUUUCCAGCUCGUGCCCGAGCACGCCAUCUUCGACGCCUUAGACCACCACGCCGCUAAGCGGCUCCACCUCGACGCGCUCGUGCACUCCGUUUACGACCGCAUUCAGACACCCGUUCAACGGACGAUGGCGCGCGCCAUUUUCAAAACCCGCGAUCCGUCCUGGAUCGAGAUUCCGAUCGAGGACCCCGCGUUUGCGCUGGCGCGCCCACGGAACGAGGUGGUCAAGUUCGUCCGGGACGCACCACCGCGCUCGCUAGACGUACUGGACAGGCACACUUUCCUGCACGUCGGAUACCGCCUGAGCGCAUGCGGCCGGUGGCUGCUGGCUGCGUGCGUCGACCAGCGCGGGGAGGCGCACGACGUUGGGGUGUGGCUCACUCCCGGCGAUAACGUGGAGACGCAGAUCGUGUCUCAGCUCUGGUCGUUCGCGGUCGAAUUCGGUCGGAGGGCAAACGUCGAGUGGAGGCUCGUUUUCUGCAAACUUGGGCCUCUGGGCGCCCCCGAGCUCGAUGCUUGGGUUAAUCACCUGCAGAACGUCGUACCCGCGUGCACCGAGUUGCCCAUGGUGCACGUCACCCUCCUAUGCGCGGACCUUGACUGCGGGUGGACCCUCCUUCCCGCAGAUGCGCGACGUAAGCCCAUGGCCCGGGCCAGCACGAAUGACGCCUCCGAGGGCGUCUACGUCGACGUCUCCGAGUCCACCUACUUCAUCACCCAGUCUGAGGUUACGCCUAUCCUGCCACCACCUCUGGCCGAUUCUCCGGCACUUCUCGGCGCCCAGCACGCCUUCGUCCCCGAUAGCAGUCUGGACGCAACAGGUACCGCCUCCGCAGGUCCACCUCCUUCCCCGUCCCCAUCUGCGUCACUGCUCGCAUCCGACGAGCUCGGUCUGCUACCCCUCGCCACUACCGCCCUCCUGCAGAUCUCGCCUGCCCGCACGACCAUGCUUAGCGCGCACCGCUUCUACAGUAUUGCGUCGUCUGCAUCGACGUGCACCGUUCCCGAUGCGCAAACGCACGAGGAUUCGACGCGCAACUGGUACGAGCUCUCCGUGCUUGCGCGUGCGCGACAGCAGCUCCACGCGCAUCCUGCGCUUCCGCUCCACCUCGCCGCGCUCGAGGUGAUGAGGGAGGCGUUCGAGGUCGCCGGCUCGCCUACCGAGUGACCACGCAAUAUUCCGGGUUGCCUUUAUUCGUUCUAUGCUGUCGCAGUCUGAUCUUUCCUCCUGCUUUCAUCCAUUUUGGUCUGGGCCUCUCCUAUCAUGCUGUCUGCCCCGCUUGUCGCAUUUAUCUCCUUAUCGUCUUCCACGGUCCAAAACCACACGACGGUACUCAU
This is a messenger RNA of Punctularia strigosozonata HHB-11173 SS5, 2000 nucleotides long. RefSeq lists its product as uncharacterized. The record is from RefSeq and is a predicted model, not a curated record. Gene Ontology annotation, biological process: regulation of transcription by RNA polymerase II. Bases 19 to 1830 code for a protein of 603 amino acids. NCBI's taxonomy places the organism in Eukaryota, Fungi, Basidiomycota, Agaricomycetes, Corticiales, Punctulariaceae. Gene Ontology annotation, molecular function: transcription coregulator activity. The transcript has 4 exons. Gene Ontology annotation, cellular component: mediator complex.